Messenger RNA from Macrosiphum euphorbiae (potato aphid), 279 nucleotides. The record is from the annotation of a GenBank genome assembly. Lineage: Eukaryota; Metazoa; Arthropoda; Insecta; Hemiptera; Aphididae.
AUGACACUUCCGAGUUCCAGCCGACUGCUGCGAAAACGUCAACGAUACUCGUCAUCGACUACUUCCGGGUCCGGGUCUGAACAGCGAACAUUGCCGUAUUGUAGCAUGAAUCGGCGGCAACGUCUUUACCUUUGUAUUAUACUUACAAGUUACAGAUGCGAUUUAACACAUCCAAACGAUCGUCAACAUUUAAAGACUAAAGUACAAUAUGUGAUCCCGGAACCGACAAAAGAUUGUAUGCGACUCCAAAAUUCGCUCCAAACAGAGCAACAAGUAUAA